GAAUUGAAGGCGUACAAGGGUCGAGAGCAGCAGAAGAAAGGGACCGUCAUGGGGAACACGCAGAAAUUCGUUUUUGGAGAAACAUUACCGCGAGGGCACGGACAUCGAGGUCGUAUUUCCGGUCUUGCGCGUUUCCCUGCCGAUUCCGUCAUUUCCUAGAUGUCCUCCCUCUACGAUGAGAUUACGCGCCGUCUCCCGCGAAAGCGUCGCACUCCCGCCCCUACCUAUCAAACGCUAGCGAAAAUCCAGCGAUGCCUGGUUCCGCACUCCUUCAACGUCUCCGUGAUCGGCGAAUCAUCCCUCGCCUGCGUGCUCUCCCAGCGUCUCUCUUCGUGCAACUACCGCGUCCUCGUGUCCAGCGAGCUCGUCCACAAGUCCUUCUUCAAGCCGCAAGGCGGACUGCUCCACGACCGCGCGCCCGAUUUCAUCGCUUCUCUCUCCGAUCUUUGCAAAGCCAGCGACGUGCUCAUCAUCGCGCUCGGGUCGCUCGCGGCCUCCGAGGCCUUCUACGCCGACGUUUCCACGUUUUUCGACGCGCUGACGCCGUCCAAAACCGUUUUUGACAUGUCUCUCGACGACUACCGAAUCUCCUCCCACGUGCACCUAGAAGCGCAGAAGCGGAACCUGCACUUCUUCGACUGCCCGAUGUUCCCGGAGCCGUCGAGUUUGCUGUCCUACGAGACCUCGCCGCCGUCGCUUUUUUUGGGAGGGAAGGAUCUGCCGGAAAGCUACGCGUUCAACGUGCUUUAUUCGCUCGGAAUCACGAUCUACCCGAGCGGCCCGAACUACGGAAUCAUUCAUCGCGCGCUGGUGGCGGUGAGAAUGGAGGGCGAGGGUGAGGAGUAG
Messenger RNA from Blastocystis hominis, 846 nucleotides. RefSeq lists its product as hypothetical. The coding region runs from base 160 to 846 and encodes 228 amino acids. Gene Ontology annotation, molecular function: NADP binding. NCBI's taxonomy places the organism in Eukaryota, Bigyra, Opalinata, Blastocystidae. The record is from RefSeq and is a predicted model, not a curated record. The transcript is spliced from 5 exons.